GAGCCUCGGUGUCGGCUGAAGAGGGUACCCGCCUCGUCAGGACCGAAUCCGGGGAAGGACGCACUGCAAUGGACCGACCCGUGACUGUGGAGCAGUAUAAGGCAGCCAUGGUGCUGAGUGGUGCUGGUGAUGCUCUGGGCUACAGAAGCCAGCUGUGGGAGUUCUGCAAGUCUGGACCAGCUAUUCAUAAGGAGCUGCAGGAGCUGGGCGGCUUGAAGAACAUCAAGGUUCAGCUUCCUAGUUGGCCCGUGAGCGACGACACUGUUCUGCAUCUGGCAACAGCUGAAGGGCUGGCAACUGAUAAAACAGACGAGGAUCUCCUUCAUGAGGUGGCUGCUCGUUACGUGGAGGGGAUGAAAGACAUGGAUGGGAGGCAACCAGGUCUAACAACCUGUAGGGCUGUUUUCCAACUGAGACCUGGAUUGAAAGGGGGUUACAGAGUGCCAUAUAACCCCAGGGGGGCAGGCUGUGGAGCAGCCAUGAGGUCCAUGUGCAUCGGCCUGAGGUAUCCGAGUCCGGCCCAGCUGUCGUCACUUGUGGCCGUUGCCGUGGAGACGGGCAGGAUGACCCAUAAUCACCCCACUGGUUUCCUGGGAGCCGUAGCCUCGGCUCUUUUCGCUUCAUACGCCGCCCAGCGCAGGCCCAUCACCACCUGGGGUCUGGGCCUGAUCAACGAGGCCUGUCCCAUAGCGAGGAAGUUCGUUCAGGAUCGGGGCUUCGCUGUGGAGGAGACGGAGAGAGACUGGAGCUACUUCUGUGACAAGUGGCAGUGGUAUCUGGACCAGAGGGGCAUCUCUAACGGAGAAGGACCAGUGGUUUGGCCCUCUGCCUACGGUCCAGCUGAAAGAGACAAGAUCUACAAGACCUUUAGUCUGUCUGGUUGGGCAGGGGCCUGCGGACACGAUGCUCCGAUGAUCGCGCUGGAUGCCCUGCUGGGGGCUGGCUCUGACUGGGAGGAACUGAUGAGCAGAGCUGCCUUCCAUGGAGGCGACAGUGACAGCACAGCAGUGAUUGCCUGCUGCUGCUGGGGUCUCCUCUACGGCACCGAGGGGGUCCCUGAAGGCAACUAUAGCAACUUGGAGUACCGAUACCGACUGGAGCGUUGUGCCGAGCAGCUCUACGCUCUGUCACAUUAACAAGGCAGCAAUGUAUGUUUGUAGCUGCUUGAAGCUGCAGCAGCCGCGACUUUCCUGCACGUUCACAGACGGCCUUCAUCUUCGGCGGCCUUCAUCUUCGGCUGAACGGCAGACGAGACCAGGAGGAGGGACUCUUCCUCCAUCACAUGCAGAUCUCACACAGAAUACUUCAAAUCUUUACACUCCUGCUUCUCAAACAAAGAAUAAGCACUGUCACCUUAAAUACGUACAUUUAUUAUCCUUAUAC
Messenger RNA from Nematolebias whitei (Rio pearlfish), 1383 nucleotides. RefSeq names its product protein ADP-ribosylarginine hydrolase. Gene Ontology annotation, biological process: protein de-ADP-ribosylation. The coding region runs from base 69 to 1136 and encodes 355 amino acids. The record is from RefSeq and is a predicted model, not a curated record. The transcript is spliced from 8 exons. NCBI's taxonomy places the organism in Eukaryota, Metazoa, Chordata, Actinopteri, Cyprinodontiformes, Rivulidae. Gene Ontology annotation, molecular function: ADP-ribosylarginine-[protein] hydrolase activity; magnesium ion binding.